This is a messenger RNA of Paecilomyces variotii, 3954 nucleotides long. RefSeq lists its product as hypothetical. The transcript has 6 exons. The record is from RefSeq and is a predicted model, not a curated record. The coding region runs from base 313 to 3534 and encodes 1073 amino acids. NCBI's taxonomy places the organism in Eukaryota, Fungi, Ascomycota, Eurotiomycetes, Eurotiales, Thermoascaceae.
CAAAGUUCAACCUGCUUAGCGAUCGGAUGAAGAGCAGCCUUGGUUCCACGUAAGCGGCUCAAAGAUCUUUCAAGACGUUGCUCGUCCUGAAAGCCAAAUGGAAGGCUGCUGCACGUGUGCGCUAUUGACUUCCCGGACUGUGUGAACAGCCAGAGACCGCUGUAUAAAUCACACAUUGACGGUGUUUAUCUAUCCCAAAGUCCUAUCUGGGAAAGUGAUUGUGGGCCAGAAUUUGGAGAGGGAACGUCUCUCUGCAGGUGCCUACAUGUAAGCACUUCCGAGCGACAGUUCUGAUAGCAAGCUCCAAGAGCAAUGUUGUUGCGGAGAAAGUCACCCGAAAAGCCAGAAUCUCAAUAUGAGUCCAAUGGCGAAAAUGGCGAGCUGGAGGAGAAGGAAGACAAGAAACCAGGUCUCUGGGAGAAGGUCAAGAAUAUCUGGGCCAAGCUGGGUUUGGACGCCGGUACAUUCAUGAUGAUGAUGAAGGGAGCUAUUCCGCCAACAGUCUCAGUAGCAAUCUACCAAUCCAACAGCGUGGCAGAUACCUACACCACGCUUGGCUAUCUCAUUGCCAUUGUCUCCAUUAUGGGUUUUUGCAUCUUACCAAGAGCAAAAUUUAUCCAGAUGAUGAUAUUCAAUGUCCUGGCGGUUUGCGUAGGGACCGCCGCGGCUCUGCUGAUGAUCUAUUCAGCGGUCAAGGCUCGCCAGCAUUCAGAGCCCAAGACGAGUGCGAGCUCCGUGGGGUCUCCUGCUCCUGGGGCCCCAACGGUAGAGUACAACUCAUCUGCAUCCGCUGUAUGCGGCGUGUGGCUGUUUUUCCAGAUCUAUCUGGUCAACACUGUUCGGGCCAAGUUUCCGCAAUUCAAUAUGUCUGUCAUCAUAUAUUCGAUAUUUGCCAAUAUCUCUGCUAUUUACGCCCCCCAGUUCUCGACGAUGACAGCCGGGAUUGCCUUCGCAAAACGGCUGUUGGAGGCAUUCCUGACGGGUCUAGCAAUCUCAGCAGCAACUUCUUUCAUCAUCUUGCCAAACACUUCAAGAAAAGUAGUUUUCAAGCAGAUGGCUGGUUAUAUUGGUUCCUUACGUGGUGCGCUUAAGGCUCAUGCGGCCUACUUUGAAUCGAUGGAGCACACCGACAUGUUUGGCAGGGUGGAGACUUUCGACAAAAAAUCGGAGAAGCGUCUGAAGAAAGGAAAGAAAGCCUACAGCCCAGAGGCCGAUGCGAUAAAGACAGCUGUACGGGGAAUUCUUGAGAUCCACGGGAAGCUCCAUGGUGAUUUGACGUUCGCAAAGAGAGAAGUCGCUUUGGGCCACCUGGGCCCGGACGAUCUCCAGGAGAUAUUUAGACAUCUACGGAGAACAAUGAUACCGGUGGUGGGCCUGAGUUCGAUAGUCGAUGUCUUCGAGCGGCUGUCCGAAUAUAACAAAUGGAACGAUCCUCUGGACGACGCACCCGAGGACAUACACUCGGACCCAGUGCGACAACGCGUCGUGCACGAAUGGAACGAUAUGAUGACCGCUGUUCAUGACCCCUUUUCUUCCAUGCUCGAGAUUAUAGACGAAGGCCUGCAACAUGUUUCUUACGCCUUGAGGAUAACAAAGCCACCCAAGCAGGCCGCAAGUCAAAACUCGAAAGACACCGGACCUAACGCCGCCGAUGAUGUCGAAGCAUCUCCUGCAAAGGCGUCACCAGGUGAAUCCGGAUUUGCACAGUACCUGGAAAAGAAACAGCAAGAGUUUCGCAGUGCUAAACUACUGGCAGUACGUGCGUGGUGUGAAGAAAAAGGUAUCAAUUUACCAUCCAACUUCUUCGAACACCCUGAAUCGGUUGAGAUUCAGGACGAGUUAAUUGGUAGGCUGUCAUCGAAUCACGUGCGGAAUCAACGACAGCUUUAUCUUUUACUCUAUAUGGCUCAUCUUCUCUACUCAAUUAACCAAGCCGUACUCGACUUUGUGCAUUUUGCAGAUGGAAGAGUCGCCUCGGGGAAAAUGUCGGAAAGGCGAUUGAUCAUUCCAGGCUCUAAACGUCUGAAGAAAUGGCUCAUCGGUGCUUUCAAAGGCGAGGAUGGUCAUGAUGAUCAUCCUCUUAGUGAAGGAUUCUCUGCCAAUCGCAAGCUAUCUCUCGGUGAAGCAUUCAACAAGCGGAAAGACCCAGAACAUCUACCUCCGGAGACGACAUGGCAGACCAUAGGUGACAAAAUACGACUUAUCCCGGCUUUUCUUCGGUCUCCGCAGUCUGCUUUUGGUUUCCGCGUUGCCUGUGCCAUAAUGACCAUUGCUAUCAUUGCUUUUCUGCAUGAUACUCAGGUCUUCUUUGUAAAGCAACGUCUAGUCUGGGCCAUGAUCAUGGUUGCCAUCAGCAUGUCUCCCACAACCGGACAAAGCAUGUUCGGUUUUGUACUUCGGCUUGUUGGGACAACACUUGCCAUGGUCGCUAGCUUCUUGAUCUGGUAUAUUCCGGGCGAGAAGACACCUGGUAUAAUUGUGUUUCUUUUCGUCUUUGCGACUUUGGGUUUCUACAUUCCGAUCAAGAAACCGCGCUUCAUCAUCGUUGGUUUCAUCAGCAUUGUUACCACGACUAUGAUCACCGGUUAUGAACUGGAAGUACGUCAGUUGGGCGAAGUGGUCGCCACGUCCAACGGACAGGUGUAUUACCCAACCUAUCUUUUGGCCCCGUACCGGUUAGCUGUUGUCGCUGCUGGUCUUUUCGUUGCCUUCAUAUGGACUAUUUUCCCCUAUCCGAUCUCAGAACACUCGGCCCUCCGCCAGGAUCUUGGAAAUUCUCUAUACCUCCUUGCAAAUUACUAUUCCCUUAUCCACGAGACAGUGUCUGCCCGAAUCCGUGGCGACUCAGAAGAUUUACUCAGCACAACCUCAAGUGGACGCAAACUGGAAAAGGCACGCAACAAAGUAUUUUCCAAACAGAUGCUUAUGCUUGCAGGUCUACGGACACAUUGCGAGUUCCUGAGGUGGGAGGUACCUAUUGGUGGCAAAUUCCCAAAGCAGAACUAUGAUACCAUCAUAAACUGCAUGCAGAACAUUGUCAACUAUGUCAGUCUCGUUGCUUACGCAUCAGAUACGUUUACGCGCAUAGGUGAAGAUGCUGAGGUAUCCCAAAAUGCAUGGUUCAACGACUUUAAGAGACUGAUGGCCAGUGCCAACCUGACUUCCCAUGAAAUAACAUCUCUGCUUGCCCUACUGGCAGCCAGUAUAACGAACAGACAACCACUACCUCCCUACCUGCGCACACCUACGCCGUACGGGUUUUCGAAGCGGCUUGAAGCCUUGGACAGGGACAUCCUUAGUCUAAGGCAUAGCGCAGAGCCAGGAUAUGCCGCUUUCGCUGUUCUCCAGAUCUCCACCCGAUGCAUUAUUGGUGACUUGGAUAAGUUGUUGAAGAAUGUUAAAGCCCUUGUCGGAGAACUCGAUUUCUCUUUCCACAUCGUCAAUACAGCAUCGAAUUCGAACGCAAACCUGGUCGAUCCCCGCUCGGCGACGGACUCCGCCGAUCCUGUCUCCGACCCUGACAAGAACGAUUAAUAUCUUAAGACACCCUUGUCUUCACGUCUAUCACCAAUAAUCGCCAGACCUUCUUGGAUCCUAAUAUCUAUCACGUCAUCUACGCUAUCUACGCCAUCUGAAAUGACUUCAAUUUAUAUGUAACAACCUCUCUCUGAACAUGAUCUCACCCAUUAUGGGACAAUAUUCUGGUUAGCCAUCACAUGUCUUGUCGUGGUUUACUCUGUAUAUAAAUAUUCACAAUGCUAUUUGCGUUGGAGAAAAUUACUUCUGUUACCGAUUGCAGGAAAAUCGUUGACGUAAUCACGAUGUGGCCAGAUGCUGAUCUGUAAAUACUUUGAACUAACUGUGUUCUAGAACUGUAUAGUGUAAGACCGAGAAGCAAACCUAUAACAGUCUCCAAAAAGAGUUCAUAAGUCAGGGCUGCAAUGAAUCCAGACA